Trichosurus vulpecula (common brushtail) is the source of this 10645-nucleotide messenger RNA. RefSeq names its product protein tyrosine phosphatase non-receptor type 21 (gene PTPN21). The transcript has 19 exons. The record is from RefSeq and is a predicted model, not a curated record. Bases 456 to 4013 code for a protein of 1185 amino acids. Gene Ontology annotation, biological process: protein dephosphorylation. NCBI's taxonomy places the organism in Eukaryota, Metazoa, Chordata, Mammalia, Diprotodontia, Phalangeridae. Gene Ontology annotation, molecular function: protein tyrosine phosphatase activity. Gene Ontology annotation, cellular component: cytoskeleton.
CGCCCUCCCUCCUGUGAGUCCUUACCUAGUGGAAUGAUACACAAACCAAGUUUUCUGAGACAGGAAGUGAGGAAUGUUUUCAGUAUGACUGAGUUGGAGGGGAGCCUGGCAUGCCCUUCCCGACCCACGGGACGCAAUGAGACCCUUGUGAAGGAAGACCGGUGAGAGAUGUCUUCCAGGGGAGAACCCGAACUGUUUGCGUUUUGUAGCUGAGGAUGCGUGACCUCAGAACCUCUUCAGCUGGAUCACUGCAACAGUACUUUGGUGGAUGAUCCCUUCACCUGGACCUUGGAGAAUCAGAUGCUUUUUAAUGGCUGCAGACGCUGCUGGGUGAGCAGCCUGAGACUUUACAGCUGUCAACUCAGGAGACCCAACAUUCUCUCUCCAUUACCUUCCACUGGAUCAGUGGUGGUACUUUUUCCUCACUGCCCCUUUACAAUAGAAGGGGAGAUAAGAUGCCACUUCCAUUUGGGUUGAAACUGAAACGUACUCGUCGAUACACAGUGUCCAGCAAGAGCUGUUUGGUUGCCCGAAUCCAGCUGCUAGACAAUGAGUUUGUGGAGUUCACACUUUCUGUGGAGAGCACUGGUCAGGAAAGCCUGGAAGCUGUAGCCCAAAGACUAGAGCUUCGUGAGAUUACUUACUUCAGUCUGUGGUAUUACAACAAACAAAAUCAGCGCCGGUGGGUAGAUUUGGACAAGCCUUUGAAAAAGCAGUUAGACAAGUAUGCAUUGGAGCCUACUGUCUAUUUUGGGGUGGUGUUUUAUGUGCCCACGGUUUCCCAACUGCAACAGGAAAUUACCAGGUAUCAGUAUUAUCUGCAACUGAAGAAAGAUAUAUUGGAAGGAAAUAUUCCUUGCACAUUAGAACAGGCAAUUCAGCUUGCGGGCUUAGCUGUACAAGCUGAUUUUGGUGACUUUGAUCAGUAUGAAUCCCAGGACUUUCUACAAAGAUUUGCCUUGUUUCCUGUGGGAUGGUUACAGGAUGAAAAAGUAUUGGAAGAAGCAACGCAAAAAGUGGCCUUGUUACAUCAAAAAUACAGAGGGCUUACCCCACCUGACGCUGAAAUGCUCUAUAUGCAAGAGGUAGAGAGGAUGGAUGGUUAUGGGGAAGAGAGCUAUCCUGCUAAGGAUAGCCAGGGAAGUGACAUCUGUAUUGGAGCUUGUCUCGAUGGCAUCUUUGUGAAACACAAAAAUGGAAGGCCUCCUGUUAUAUUUAGGUGGCAUGACAUUGCUAAUAUGUCACACAAUAAGUCCUUCUUUGCCUUAGAACUGGCAAAUAAAGAGGAGACCAUCCAAUUUCAAACUGAAGACAUGGAAACUGCAAAAUACGUAUGGAGGCUGUGUGUUGCUAGACACAAGUUUUACAGACUAAACAAAUGCAACCUGCAAACUCAGACUCUUACAGUGAAUCCUGUUAGGAGGAGGUCUUCAUCAAGGAUGUCUCUGCCUAAGCCACAGCCAUAUGUGAUGCCUCCACCACCUCAGUUACAUUACAAUGGACAUUAUACAGAACCAUAUACUUCUUCUCAAGAUAACCUCUUUGUGAACAACCAGAAUGGGUAUUAUUGCCAUUCUCAGACAAGUCUAGAUAGAGCGCUUGACUACAACGGAAGAAUCCGCAAUGGGAGCGUCUACAGCGCCCACAGCACAAACUCUUUAAAUAACCCACAGCCCUUCUUGCAACCCUCACCAAUGUCCUCCAACCCAAGCAUUACUGGAAGUGACGUUAUGAGACCUGACUACGUUCCAUCGCAUAGACAUAGUGCCCUGAUACCACCAUCCUAUCGCCCCACUCCGGAUUAUGAAACGGUGAUGAGGCAGCUUAACAGGGGAGUAAGCCAUGCUGACAGGCAGAGCCACUCACUGAGAAAUCUCAAUAUUGGCAAUUCCUAUGCUUAUAGUAGGCCUGAUGCAUUGGUCUACAGUCAGCCUGAAAUUAGAGAACGUGCUCAGUUUACUUCUCCGCAGUCAGUGCAUUAUCCAUUCAAUCUCAAUUACAGCUUUCAUAGCCAGUCUCCUUACCCCUACCCUGCUGAGAGGCGACCCGUGGUCGGAGCUGUGAGUGUGCCUGAGUUGACUAAUGUACAACUUCAGGCUCAGGAUUAUCCAGCUCCCAACAUCAUGAAAACACAGGUUUAUAGACCACCCCCACCUUACCCAUAUCCACGACCUGCUAAUAGCACCCCAGACUUAUCCCGACAUCUGUAUAUCAGCAGUAGCAAUCCAGAUCUCAUCACAAGGCGAGUCCACCAUUCAGUGCAGACGUUCCAAGAAGACAGUCUCCCAGUUGCCCAUUCUCUGCAGGAGGUCAGUGAACCCUUGACUUCAGCCCGGCAUGCUCAGUUACAGAAGAGGAACAGCAUUGAGAUAGCUGGAUUGACCCAUAGUUUUGAAGGAAUAAAGCUUAAAGAGAGAACUAUGUCUGCCUCUGCAGCUGACGUGGCAGUGCCCCGGGUCAUAGCAGCUAGCUCUCAGCCGAAUGUUUUCAUAGAAAGGACAAAACAAGAGGAAAAUGAAGAGCAGGAAAAUGUGAGAUACGGUCAUAAGAAAUCUCUUUCAGAUGCCACCAUGCUGAUUCAUAGCAGUGAAGAAGAAGAAGAAGAAGAUUUCGAGGAAGAAAGUAAAGCCUGUACCACUUUCUCUCCUCAUCCUGAUGAGACCACACAGCGUUCCUCGGGGAUAGGUGGUUAUUCUAAAGAGCCCUUUCUUGCUUACCCGUACGGUUCUGUUACUCCUGGGCCCAACGCUUUGCAUAUUCUUGAGCCAAAGUCACAUAUCCUAGAGACUGAGAAGCCAGUAAGAGCCAUCAGUCCAGUUCAUGUGAUAGUUGAAGCCCAGGUGCCUAGAAGAGAAGGGUUUUUGACUCCAUCGAUGUCAGAGUCUGACCUCACAACAUCGGGACGCUAUAGAAUGAAAAGGGAUUCUCUUAAAAAGAGGCCUGUGUUGGACAUUCUUUCAGGAAAGAAGAAUGUUGUUGAAGGUCUUCCUCCAUUAGGGGGAAUGAAAAAGAAUCGAGCAGAUGCAAAAAAAUGUGGUCCUCUUAAACUGGCUGCUUUAAAUGGAUUAUCCUUAUCUAGAAUGCCCUUGCCUGAUGAAGGAAAGGAAGUACCUACCAGAGCAACCAAUGAUGAGAGGUGUAAAAUUCUGGAACAGCGGUUAGAACAGGGAAUGGUAUUCACAGAAUAUGAACGCAUUCUAAAAAAGCGACGGAUAGAUGGGGAAUGCGCAAUAGCACGACUCCCAGACAAUGCAGAGAGAAACAGAUUCCAAGAUGUGCUGCCCUAUGAUGAUACCAGAGUGGAACUGGUCCCAACCAAAGAAAACAAUACUGGUUAUAUCAAUGCAUCACAUAUUAAGGUCUCUGUUGGUGGCAUCGAAUGGGAUUACAUUGCCACCCAAGGACCUUUGCAGAAUACAUGUCAGGAUUUUUGGCAGAUGGUGUGGGAACAAGGAAUUGCCAUCAUAGCGAUGGCGACAGCGGAAGAAGAGGGUGGACGAGAGAAGAGCUUUAGGUAUUGGCCACGUCUUGGUUCAAGGCACAACACUGUGACAUAUGGAAGAUUUAAGAUCACAACUCGAUUCCGCACUGACUCUGGUUGCUAUGCCACAACUGGCUUGAAGAUCAAGCAUCUUCUCACUGGGCAAGAAAGAACAAUUUGGCACCUUCAGUAUACUGAUUGGCCCGAGCAUGGUUGUCCAGAGGAUUUAAAGGGAUUUUUGUCAUACCUGGAGGAGAUCCAGUCAGUUCGUCGCCAUACAAACAGCACGACUGAACCUAAAGGCCCCAACCCUCCAUUGCUGGUCCAUUGCAGUGCUGGUGUAGGAAGAACCGGAGUGGUCAUUUUGUCGGAGAUCAUGAUCGCCUGUUUGGAGCACAAUGAGAUGCUGGACAUCCCACGAGUGCUAGACAUGUUGAGGCAGCAAAGAAUGAUGAUGGUGCAAACACUCUGUCAGUACACAUUUGUCUAUGGAGUUCUCAUCCAGUUCCUGAGAAACUCAAGGCUUAUCUAAACUCCACCUGUUUCUCCUGGGACCCAAUUACCUAUAAAGAGUUUACAAGGAAAAAAAAAGUGGGUUUAACAAGGCAAACCAUUUGUUCUUGGGCUUUCCCUGCCCCCAGUCUUCUUACACAAGGUAUAGGGUGCUAAUGUCAACUCAUUGGUGGUGCAUUGCAUCGAGCUUUGGAAGUCACAAGGCCGAAGAGGUGGAUUUCUGGUUGGGGGAAAUGCUAGAGAAUGAGGGACUUACUUGGAGUAACUAAGCUCAGCUCCUGUCUAUGCUGAUUUGCGGUACUUGCACACAUUCUUGAAGUUGUGUUUUCUAGAUAAAAUAAUUCUCUACCUUACUGAAACUUUGCUGGACAGUUCUGGCAAUCAUAAAGGCAAUGUAUAGAUUUCUAUCUCAAAACUACUUUUUGAUAAGAGAAUUUUAUUUUGUGACUAAAAUAUCUAGGGGUUUCUUUAGUAAGAAACCCAACUUUCCAUGGGACUUGUCCACAAUUACAACUGGUUUCUGGACACAUCAACUUUAUAUAUUUUUUUAAAGUGUUAAUAUCUCUUCUGUUCAUUAUUUUCUUUUUGUUUGUUUUUUAUUCUUGGUAACUUAGGGUUUAACUAUCAAACUACAAAAAGAUGUUUAAAGGUCUCAUUUAGGAGAUAGGAAGCUUCUUUGCAUUCAGAAAAUUAAUUUUUAAUUUUUCAAUUUUCCAAAUUACAAUUGAAAAUGAGAAGAUUCUCAAAUUAUUUUCAGGGUUUGUUAAAGGAAAAGUUGGAAUUGAAUGCAUGGUCACUUGAAAUGUUUUAAGUAACAGAGUCAACAGCAUUUGAUAUAUUUUCAGUAUUAUUCAUAACCUUAGAUGACCCAUUGAUUUUACUGGUUGAAGUUUUAGUGGAUGAUUAAGAUGGUUUUAAAGCACUUUUAAAAAAAAAUUUAAAAAUCAGUUCAUUUCAGUUUCAUUCAUGCAUUGUUUUAUGAGUUGAAACAUUAACAACAGUAAUGCAGACAAUGUUUUAAAAGAAACGUUUUAUAGUUUGAAUGUAAGAAAUAAGGAUUUUGAGUAUGUAGGAUAAGUAAGAUGUGAGGAAGUGCAACAUGGUUGUGAACAUGGAAACUUUUUAUUAUGUUGUUACAAAGAUAAGAUACAGUAUUACUAAUUUUGUUCUCCUAUACUUACACCACCCCCGAGAGUACUGGGGGUGAGGGGAAAUGUUUGAAAGAUUGACAGGAGGCAGGGUCUUCCCUAGGGGGAUUCAGGUUGUGGGAUAAAUCACAUCACGUUCCUUGCCUCCCCUUCCUGCCCAGUUUUUUAUACAGGUGAAAUCAUUGUGGCAACUUGAGGGACGAGUGAAAUGGCAUAAGGGGGAAAGGUGGCUCCGUGCCUUUUAUGUUAGUGCUAGAGGGAGGAUUAUGGGCUGGUUGUAUAUAUAUGAAUCUCCACAUUUUUUUUAAUACUCAUUGCUAUAUCCUUCUCCCAGUUUCCAUUCUAAAGUUGUCUCCCUACGGCACCAGCAUCCUAUCAGUUCUCUUUAAGGCCAUUAGUGUGUGGCUUUGAACUCCAAGGUAAAUCAAGAGAUGCAGCUUAAUUUAUCACUAAUCAAUAAUUGUGUGUCGUCGUCAACCAUGGUAGAGGAUUUACUUGGGGCAGUAUCUUGGCGAUAUAUUUGCUGGUCUAAAUUUGACUUACAAGAGACCACUGGAGUAGUGAAUGCAAAAUUUGGAAGCUAUGAAUCAAAAGAAUUUGAACAUAGUGAUUGAUUUCAACAUGUUUUUUAAAAAAUUCUUUCUAAAGCACAAUAGACCCGAUGCUUAUGUUCAGUGAUAGCUGGCGGCUUGAAAGAAUGGAAUUAUAAUAAUGUUAAUAAUGGCUAUAAUGGUUACAAGAUACUUCACAUAUUAUCUCUCAUGGCAGUUUUUCCUUUCUUCACAUAUGUUUGAAUUGUUGUGUUGAGUGAGUUUUUUGUACAUCUUUUCAGUGGUGCUAUCUACCCUACUACCCUUCUCUCUCCAAUUGGAAUCAUGUUUAAAACCUUCUUUAAAAGGAGGGUCCUAUUGAUAAGAAGAUAUUACACUAUGAAAACUGAAUUAAAGGCUAAUGUAUGAGAUGUCCCUAUUUUAAUAAAUUGAUUACAAAUGGAUAAAUUAAGAAACUAAAAUGGCAUAUUUUAGCUUUAAUGAUUUACUUAAAAUGUUGCAUUAUUUUUAGUAGAUCUUAGAAUGCAUGUAAUGUUUUUUGUGUCUUUUGAGUAUUUGAACAUUUUGUCGUAGUUGUAAAGAGAGAUUAGUGGAAAAUAACUAUACUAUGUAUUCUCUAAAUUUGUUUUUCAAACAGUAAUGUGAUUUCAUAGAGGAUAUAGCAAAACAACAGAAGCUUGUAACCUUGCCAUGGUGGUUAAUUAGCAAUUGAUUAUAUUACAGCCUAUCAAAAUUACAUGUUUAAAAUUUUUGGUUAUUUUUAGGUUCUAAGUAAAAGAUUUAUAGCAAGCUUAUAUCAAAAUAUAUACUUUCACAAAAAUAGGCUAAGGUGCAGUAUUUAUCAAUGACCAAUCAUUGUCACUGCUGACAUUACCCCUCUUUUUUUUUUCCUGAUUAGGGGUUCUUUUGAAGAAGUAUUCUAGAGCAUAGUUUUAAACAGAGAAAUGAACGUCUUAUUUUAGAAUAUCAUACAGAUAUUUAUGGAAAAAUCGAUGAUAUUCUUUUGGAACAUCUACUGUGAAGCAUGAAAGUGAGCCCUAGAAUUUAGUUCUAAGUUCUUAGAACGUUUUGAUAGGAAUAAAUAAGGAAACCUGCUAGUACAAACUUCCAGAAAACAAAGAGCACAUUGAGCAGUUCCCUUCCCCUCCCUGCUAAACUAUAGGGCAAUGGGACUUCAGAUUUUUAACUGCAUAUUUCUUUUUAUUUGAGUUUAAACCUGUCCAAGUUUCCUUUCAACCUUUUAUAACUAUUACUCAUAGGUUGAAGUGGGUUUAGUAUUGAUACCUUUAAGAAAAUUUAUAUGAAGAUAGUUUUAAUUAAUUUAUUAAAAGCAGGCUUCAUUUGGGACAAUUUGCAACAAAGAAUGGAACUUGGUUAUUUUCUUUUGCACAAACCUUUUUUUAAAAGGUUAAUUUAAAGAAAGAUGUUUAUUGGAAAUAUGAAUUAGUUUAAGUUUAAUGUAAAUUAAAGAUUAAAGGUAAUUUUUGAUGUAAAGACUUUACAAAGAUCAGGUUACAAGGAGUAAUUUGGAGGGGAAAAAGUUAGAUAAGAAAUACGAUAGUUUUGAUUGCAAUGGGUAUUCAUUAAGGUUAUAUAGUUCUCAUUAACUAUUAUCAGACUAUUAGGAGGGUUGGACAUUUCUAGAUUAAAAAAAUAGUGAUUUCAGAAAUUCAGUUGAAGGGAUUUCCAGGUUGCUGAUAAGAUUAAAUUAAAGUGCUGGAAAACUUUAGAAGUAUAGUGUAUUACAUAUAUAAGCAAAUGUUUAACAUGAUGGUUUACUCCCCAAGACACUUAAAAUAAUAUUCAAUUCUUAAAAGUCCAGAGAAACUUCUCAAAAGUAUCCCAUAACUUUGGUAGGCUGUUAGGUGUUCUACUACUUAAUAAGAAGGAAAUGGUGACCUUCGUUGCUUUUUUUUUUUUUUAAACAACUUAUUUUGGUUAAUGAGCUCUAAACUCAGAUUAAUGGCAAGUUAGGAAUGUUUGCAUUUUAAUCCCUUAAGUUUAGUCUCUGCUACUAACAAAAUGUUCCAAAGUUCUAAAGAAGCAUUCACUAGAUAAAUAGAUAGAUAUUGAAGACUCCAGUACCUUUUAAUGAAUUAUUUGUUUUGUCAUAUAAAAGACUACUAUGAAAAUAUAUAAGCUCUCGGCUUUGUAUUUAUUCUUGGCUGCAUCUGUCCAUGAUUAUUCUAUACUAGAUUAUAGUACCAUCCUUGUGUAGAAUUCAUUUAUAAGUUUAUGCCAAAUUCAUGCCCAUGGCAGAUUGAGUAAGUUUUCGGUCUAUAUAAAAGAAGCUCCAGCUUAGAUGAAUUGCUGCAUGUGUGUAUGGAUACUUCUGAAAUUGCCUGUGUGUAUGCAAGUGAAAUUUCCACUGCAAAACCUUGGUAUGUGAUUGUCAAGAUAGUAUGUCCACUUAAGAGCUGGUCUGCAAUUAGCCAAACCAAAAUUGAAGGAUUCUAUAAUUACCGGGGUAGUUCACAAAAGUGAUCUGGUUUUGCCUUAUGUGAAUUGACUGCUGAGAAUGGGACAGAUUUCAUGAUUAAAUGUACAAAUUUCUACUCUGCUGGGCUCAUAUAAGGGUGACCUUCUUAGGUUUCAUAAGAGAAGAUACACAUAGGAAAAGUCAAAACGUAUUACUACACAUACUAGGGUACUAUCCAACAUUUUUCGUUAUACUGGAAAUUUUUUUGUUUCAGAUUUCACUUGCAAAAAUAAAAGAAUUCAUUUGGCUGGGAAUUUGGAAUUUUUUUCAUUAUGGAUAUAAUUUUACAGUAAUGGUAUUUGUGGUAAUAGGAUUUGUCCUGGUAAUGAUAGAAUAGGACAUUGUAAAUCUACAAAAUCUCAUGCGUUUAUUUUUGUUUCUUUGACUAUAUUUCUUAAGUCAGCAUUGUAUUUCUAGAAGUAUGUUGGAUGACUUCCAUAAAGCAGAUUAUGCUGGGCCAAAAUUACUAGGGAAGCUCAGUUUCUACUUUGUGGUCUUCAGCACCCAUUAAGAUAUAAGUUACCUCACAGACCAUCAGGAAAAUGAUCAGUUACCUUCUUUGGUAGCCCAUUUCCAUAUAAUUUUUUUUUGAAUAUCAGAAAGAACCAUUUUGAGAAGUUGAAUAGCCAUUGGCAUAAUGAUUUUUGUUUCUUGGUUUAUCCAUACUUGGGGCCAGAUUAAAAAGGGGUCAUUAUUUUUAAAGGGGCAUUAGGUUAGGAAGCUGGAGACUUGAGUUCUAAUCCUGGCUCUGCCACUCACCAACUAGUUGACCAUGGGCAAGCCAUUUCAUUCCACAAACAUUUGUUUAUCUGACUUGAUCUUAACUAUCAGUUUCCUCACUUUCACCAUGAGGGAGUUGAACUAGAUUCUCCAUGAAUUCCUUUCCAGCUUGAAUUCUAGCCUGAAUCCAUGAAACCAAAAGUAUGGAUUGAAGGCCAUCGGAUUAACCAUUGUGGAUAUGCAGCUGAUCUGACAUAGAUGGGAACUUGUGCCUUUCAUUCAGAACCAGCAGUUGAUAUUUAGAGCUAUUAAAUUCUAAUUUGGGUCAUAUUCGCCUCUGACAGAGCGGAUGUCCUUGAACAGGUCUGAUUUCAUCUUCUGGGGACUGAGCUGUAGUAUGUAACUAGUUUUUGGGGUGGUGCAUUAGCCUUUAGCAUUUCUGGACCUUUUAUCCUGUAUAAGCCAUGAAAGGCAUACUAUUCCAGGUAAAAAUAUAAUGCUGAAUUAUUAAAUGAAUAAAAACAAGAUUUAGAUACUGACUUGGAACAUACAUUUGCAUUAGGAUGCUAUUACUGAAUAGUUAUGGACACUCAUUUAAAUUUUUUGCACCAUCAAAUAAUGGAGUUGGCAUAUCUCCUCAAACUAAACAUGAGAAUUUGAGAGAACUUAACUAAAGGAGAAGAUUGUGGAACUUGGAGCAUUUUUUAAAUGCUAACACAGCCAGUGGAUUUUAAUUACAUAGUCCAUUUUUCAUGUUACCGAACAGGUAGUUACAGAUCUUGUUAAUGGUCAUCUUGAAUAUUUUUGGAAACAAACUUUAUUUGGUUAAUAGCAUCCAACUGAAAAGUUCAGUAGCUCAGUUUUUGUCUUUGCAGGUAUAAGCUGUUCAGGUUUAUUAGUAUGCUUCAGAAUCUCUAAGCAGCACAUCCAAGGAAGAAUAAAUUUUCUUUGCUAUAUUGGAUAAGCAAUUUUUGCGGGGGGGAAGAGCAAUUUUUAAACAGAUGAGUGUGUGCUCAAACUUUGGCAGCAGCCAGGCAAUUGGUUGAAUUUGCCUGUGUUCAUUCCCUUUGAUUCAAUGAAGCGGUUAAGAAACUUAGUUUUCAAAUGCUAUUCUAUAAUGAAAAAUGACACAAACUAGUCUUCAUAUGGGGAGAAAACAAUUUGGUGUGCAAAGAUGUGAAUAAAUUCAAGUGAAAGAAAACAGAUGCCUAUAGCAGGUCAGAAAGUUAUUUUGUAUAUAUUCUGUUACAUAAUUUUUACAAAAGGAAACCAUUCAAAUCCUACCAAAUAGUAUACUUCGUGAAGCAGGGUUUUAACAAUUUUCACAGAGGGGAAAAAAGUUUUCACUGUUAAAUAUUAGAUAAUUUUCUGUCACUAUUAAUACAAUUUGUUAAAUCUAAUGGAAACUUGAAAUUGGGAGAAAGUUGGUAGGAUGUACAGAGGCCUUUAGAAAUGCUUCCAGAUCAUUUAGGCCAGUGUACCAGUUUGCUUUUUCAAUGAUAGCACAAAUGAGUUGUCAAGUAUUAUUUUCCACUUUCAAAAAUAGUUCUGUAUGUUUCAUUGUCUGGUCAUUGAUACUGUAAAAAAUGUAUAAUCAGAACAGCUUUAAUUCUUGUAAAACUGAAAUUGGUUUGUAAAGCAAUGUGUAAAUUGCAUUUGAUGGGCAGAAAAGCUUGAAUGACUAAGUGUAAUAUAUGUGAAAUGAAUAUAUUAUAGUCUAUUUUUGCCAUGAAAAUAAAUAUUUGAAACAACA